This is a messenger RNA of Ogataea polymorpha, 3295 nucleotides long. RefSeq lists its product as uncharacterized. NCBI's taxonomy places the organism in Eukaryota, Fungi, Ascomycota, Pichiomycetes, Pichiales, Pichiaceae. The coding region runs from base 364 to 2664 and encodes 766 amino acids. The transcript has a single exon. Gene Ontology annotation, biological process: glucan catabolic process. Gene Ontology annotation, molecular function: beta-glucosidase activity. The record is from RefSeq and is a predicted model, not a curated record.
UUUUGAUAACGAAGCUUUAUAUACAUCCACUAGCAGUUGGUAUCCAGAACUUGAGCUCCCAGUAACCCAUUAUUGACAAAGAUUCGACUAGCUGAAAAAUCUAGCACUAAAGAAUCCAGGAAAACUUCGUUGAGUACAGCUAAAGCUUACCUAUAAUGUCCACUUUCGACGUUGAAGACGUUCUCAAACAACUUACCACUAAGGAAAAGGUCCCAGCUGCUUUCUCUGAAGGACUUUUGGCAUACGCAAGAGAUCAAGAGACUGAAUGUUCCUUUCAUACGACUCAGUGAUGGCCCUAAUGGUGUCAGAGGUACCAAGUUUUUCAAAUCUGAGCCCUCUGCUUGCUUCACGUCAGGUACCGGCAUGGGAUCUACAUUCAAUGUACAAUUGCUGAAGAAGGUAGGAAGCAUGAUGGCUACUGAGGCAAAACACAAAGGCGCUCAUGUCAUACUGGGUCCAACUUGUAACAUUCAAAGAGGACCGCUAGGUGGAAGAGGCUUCGAGUCUUUCAGUGAAGAUCCGUUUCUUUCGGGUCUCUGCUCUGCAAGUUUAAUCAAUGGCAUUCAAAGUAAAGGAAUUGGAGCCACAAUCAAGCAUUAUGUUUGUAACGAUUUGGAGGAUGAAAGGAAUUCUGUUGACGCAAUUGUUUCGGAGAGAGCUCUUAGGGAGAUUUACCUGAUGCCCUUUCAAUUGGCCGUCAAAUACUCACAGCCCAAAUGUGUGAUGAGCUCGUACAACAAAGUUAACGGAGAGCACGUUUCACAAUCCAAAAAGCUGCUCACUGGUGUGCUGCGAGAGGAAUGGGGUUGGAAUGGUUUGGUUAUGUCCGACUGGUUUGGUGUCUACUCGAUCAAAAAUUCUAUUGAUGCAGGUUUGGACCUGGAGUGUCCCGGCGUUCCAAUCAUGAGAAAAAUGGAUGCAGUGUUACACGCUAUCAAUGCCAGAGAGAUCAGUAUAGACGUGAUUGAUGAAAGAGUUAGAAACGUGCUGAACUUGGUGAAGUUUUCUAUGCAAAGCGGCAUUCCUGAAAAUGCUCCUGAAGAUUCUAAGAAUAAUGUUCCUGAGACCUCUGCUUUGCUCAAAAGGCUAGCCUCAGAAGCUAUCGUGUUGCUGAAGAAUAAGGAUUCAUUUUUGCCUUUGAAAAAGACGGAUAAGAUUGCUGUGAUUGGCCCUAACGCUAAAGUUCCUAGAAUCUUUGGUGGGGGCUCUGCUUCGAUGAAUCCUUAUUAUGCUACAAACAUUUUUGAUGGUAUUGCUGAUAAACUUACAGAGCCCCCACUCUAUGCUGAUGGUUGCUCAAUUGAGAAAAACCUGCUCGAUCUGGGCACCUUAUCUACCUUCAACGGUUCCGAAGGGGUUUAUUGCAAGGUUUACAACCUUCCUGCUGAAUCGUCUGACCGUCUCAUUGUUGAUGAGUUUGCAUUGAAUUCUACGAGAUUGAUGUUAUUUGAUUACAAAAACGACAAACUAGACAACAACUUGUUCUAUAUGGAUAUUGAGGGCGAAUUUACCGCCAAAGAGACUGGCACCUACGAGAUAAGCGUUAGUUGUCUUGGAACCGCACAAUUUUUCAUUAACGGUAAAUUGGAGAUUGAUGACAAAAAUAAUCAAGUCCUUGGAUUUGCAGCCCUGGGUGCCUCUACCGCCCCCAAAACCAAGAGAUUUGAUAUGAACAAGGGAGAGUCUUUCAAAUACAAGAUUGAGUUUGGUUCGGGUCCAACGUUCACUUUGGAGACCACUGAUCUAGUUGCAUCUAACGGAGGAGGAGCGCUCUAUGUGUCCGCCAUGAAGGUCGAGUCGGAUAAGGAUAGGAUCAAAAAGGCUGUUGAAGUUGCAUCACAAACUGAUAAAGUUGUUCUCUGUGUUGGAACAUCAUCAGAUUGGGAGAGUGAGGGAUACGAUAGACCAGUUAUGGACCUUCCUGGUAGCCAGGAUGAGCUCAUCCAAGAAGUCCUUAAAGUCAACAAUAAUGUGGUGGUAGUCAAUCUUUCCGGUACCCCAGUCACGAUGCCAUGGGUCGAUGAGGUUCCGGCUAUAAUUCAGGGAUGGUUCAAUGGAAGUGAGAGUGGAAAUGCAAUUGCUGAUGUUAUCUUUGGUGAUGUUAACCCGUCCGGUAAAUUGAGUUUAACAUUCCCUAAACGAUGCCAAGAUAAUCCUGCAUACCUUACCUUCAAAUCCAACAAGGGAAAGGUUGUUUAUGGUGAGGAUACUUUCGUUGGAUACAGAUAUUAUGAGAAAUGUGGAGUAGAUCCCUUGUUUGCAUUUGGAUUUGGUCUUUCCUACACCACUUUUGCUUUUUCUUCCUUGUCAGUGAGAGUUAACGUCGACACUAUUCUCGCAUCUGUGGAGGUGAAAAACACAGGUACAAUUGCAGGUGGCGAAGUCAUCCAGCUUUACAUCACUCCGCCAAGUGAAACAACGGAAGAGCGUCCUUUGAAGGAGCUUAAGGGCUUCAAUAAAGUGUUCCUUGAAUCUAAUGAAGCUACUCGUGUCGAGAUCCAGGUUCCGGUGAAAUAUGGAUGCUCGUACUUUGAUGGAGAGCGCAAGAAGUGGUUGAUUGAAAAAGGAACUUAUGGCGUACUUGUCGGAAAUGCUUCAAACUCGAAAACUUUCUUAACUAGUUCGUUUGAAAUUCAGGAAUCGACUUACUGGAGCGGUCUGUGAUCUACUUUACAAUAUAUCUUUCAAAGAUGAUACAUGUUUUGUUUUUAAAAUGUACUUGUUGUUCUGACACUAGCUGAAAGACUAGUACUCUUGAGUUUGGUACAAACCAAAGUGAUGUUCCCGAGCAGCAAACAAUUUGACUAGGAAGAAAAACCAAAAAAAAGGCAAGUUGGAAUUUCAUAUUUCUGUCAUGCCAAGGAAAAAGUAAUUUGAGAACUUAUAGACUUCCUCGUGUCACAUAGAGGUUGGUCAACUAGUACAUUGAUUUGGGUUGUCGGAUAUUUGAACUUCAAGGCAAGGCCACAAACUAUUUCUAUAGUUUGACUCGUAAAAACACCUGCAAUCUGCAAUCUUACCUAAAUGUCUCUCGGCUUAUCUAUAUUAUUACCUCAUAUAGAAAGUCCGUUCCCCUUGGAGAUAAAAAAAAUUGCACUUGCUUGAUUUUCUCCACGCUGAACAGACAAUAUCGAAUUAAGUCCAGAAAACGAACUUGAGAAAAACAUUUCGUGCAACUGACUUAUCUGAGGUCUUCUUUGCUGAUGCAAGUUUUGUAAGGUUUGGUCUCUAUUUCAAAGCCCUCCUUACAAGUGCUCCGUGCAGUAUAUAAAAAACACGUCGUCUUGAUAAAAUU